Sphaerulina musiva SO2202 is the source of this 771-nucleotide messenger RNA. RefSeq names its product TFIID-18kDa-domain-containing protein. The coding region runs from base 1 to 771 and encodes 256 amino acids. Gene Ontology annotation, molecular function: transcription coregulator activity; protein heterodimerization activity. NCBI's taxonomy places the organism in Eukaryota, Fungi, Ascomycota, Dothideomycetes, Mycosphaerellales, Mycosphaerellaceae. Gene Ontology annotation, cellular component: SAGA complex. Gene Ontology annotation, biological process: transcription by RNA polymerase II. The transcript is spliced from 2 exons. The record is from RefSeq and is a predicted model, not a curated record.
AUGGCCGACACCAAAGCAAAGUACCGCACGGAGAUUCAGCAGAUGAUGUUUGUCUCCGGCGAAACGGGAGACAUCUCCCAGGAAACAACAUCCAUGAUUGAAUCCAUCGUGCAACAACAGGUCAUGGAGAUGCUGAAGCGCGCUACUGAGCUAGCCGGCCGUCGAGGUGUUCGUACAAUCUCCACGGACGACCUCAUCUUUCUGAUCCGUCACGACAAAGCCAAAGUCUCUCGUCUCCGCACCUUUCUGAGUUGGAAAGAUGUCCGAAAAAGCGCCAAAGAAAGUGACGACAAGGGCGGCGAUGCCGGUGGCGCAGGCGCAGACGACUUUGAUCUCGCAGCUACUGCCAAUGACCCCGUGGGAGGACCCAGUGUUGCCACUCGAACAAACAAGAAUAAAAAGGCCAAAGUCGGCUUGCCUUGGGACGUCAGUAGUUUCUACUCGGAACCUGUACCGGAAAGGGAAGACGAAGAAGAUGAAGAGGAAGAGGAAAUGAACGCUGCCACUUUGAUGCGAUUGAAGCAAGCCGACGAGCGAACCAAAGGCAUGAACGCCGAAGAAUAUCUCCAUUUCUCCGAAUGUCGCCAAGCGUCCCCUGCUGCUGCUGCUGCGACGGGUGUCGAACGAGCACAUUAUCAUGAAAGCACGCAUGAUGACCACAAAAACACCAGGCUCUUUCACUUUGCUGAUCGCCUCCCACAAUCGUUUCUCUCAACCAGAAGUGCCUACAGCCACACGUCGGCGCAUGCACUCCGCCAUUCAGAUCUUUGA